Molecule: messenger RNA, 1135 nt
Organism: Olea europaea var. sylvestris
Lineage: Eukaryota; Viridiplantae; Streptophyta; Magnoliopsida; Lamiales; Oleaceae
Product: protein LSD1-like
Exons: 7
Coding region: 242-784 (180 amino acids)
Source: RefSeq, a predicted model, not a curated record
AAUAUCUUCUCCGUUUGAAUACGGAACACAAUCUUGAGAAAGUCAGUCACGCGCUUUUAAUUUUCAGCGGGGAAGAAUCAUAAUCCCAAAUCCAAUCCAAUCUCCAAAUCAAAUCAAAUUCUAUUAUUAUUUUUUUUUUUGUUACAUAUCCACAAAAUCUCAAUUUUGGUUUCGAACUUUUUCAACUAUCUACAACAAAUUCGCCUUUUCUGCGUAAUUGUCAAUUCAUCAGCGUUUUCAGAUGAGCGAUAUGCAGGGUCAGUUGGUUUGCAGUGGGUGUAGGACUACCCUUCUUUAUCCCAGAGGAGCUGCGAACAUUUGCUGCUCAUUGUGUAAUGCAGUUACUUCUGUCCCCCUACCCGGGAUGGAAAUGGCUCGGCUGAUAUGUGGAGGCUGCCGCACCUUACUUAUGCAUGCAUGGGGAGCCACCAGUGUCAGAUGUUCCUGCUGUCACACAGUGAAUCUUGUGCCAGCAUCUAAUCCUGUCGCUCAUGUUAGCUGUGGUAACUGUCGUACCACUCUGAUGUAUCCAGCAGGAGCCCCUUCGGUCAAAUGUGCAAUUUGUCACUGCAUUACAAAUGUCAAUGCUUAUAACACGAUGAGUGAUACAAGGGUCCCGGCUCCUGUGCAUAGACCUGGUGGGAACCCUCCAUCUGCUUCAACACCAUCUACUUCCACGGCAACAGCCCAUUCGCAGAAUCAAACAGUCGUCGUUCAGAAUCCCAUGACCGUUGAUGAAAGUGGAAAGCUGGUGAGCAAUGUUGUUGUUGGCGUCACAACAUAGGAAUGUUAAUGAUAUGUAAUAUCUACGAUUGGUUCUCAUAGUGGAUGGUCGUUUCGGACUUGUUUGAUUUCAACUUGAUAUAGAGUCAUUUUAUGCAGGUUGGGAUUGGCCAUUAUGAGUUUGGAAAUACAAUACUGCAAGUUGUAAGUUUUGUAAGAAACUCGAUUUUUCUUUUGGUAGUUAAUGAAGAGGACAGCUAGUGGGAAGUGAUUUUUCAGUCAUUUACUAGUGUGCUACUUAAUAAUUGUUUUGAUAUUAAUACAUUGUAAAUUAGUGGGGUGAAUGUGUUCAUGUCACGAAGUUGUAUGAAGACUUAAAAACUUAUUGUGUGAUAUAAUUUGCCUUUUAUAA